This is a messenger RNA of Stomoxys calcitrans (stable fly), 508 nucleotides long. RefSeq lists its product as uncharacterized. Bases 64 to 459 code for a protein of 131 amino acids. NCBI's taxonomy places the organism in Eukaryota, Metazoa, Arthropoda, Insecta, Diptera, Muscidae. The record is from RefSeq and is a predicted model, not a curated record. The transcript has 2 exons.
UGAGGCUAACAACUAAAGUGAGCGGUUAAAAAAAAGAAAAGAACUCAAACACCCGCAGGCAUCAUGCAAAUCUUAACAAUAACUCUAAUCACAUUUGUGAUUCUUUUCCAUUCCCCAGCAACAAAUGCCAUGUUGGAACUAGUAAAUGUCUCAUCUCCCGCCGACGCCGAUAUUCAGGAUGCAAAACAAUUUUCCGAAUCUAUUCUCAUUGCUAUACGACAAUACAUUUUGUACGAACUCCCACCUGAAGCAAAUGAAGAAGCCGAAGUAAUUCUGGCACAAAUAAAACGUGGUUUAAACAACUGCGAAAGUCUGCUGCAGGCUGCGGUCAACAUCUGGGAAUAUAAACAAUGUGCCAGUGCCUUGAGACGUGAUGCAAUGACUGCAUUGGCUACAUUGCAGUAUAAAUAUCAACCGAAUGCAGCUUCAUCGGCCACAAGAAUAUCGUUUUUGCGAUAAACAAUGAUGAAAUCAAAAGAAGAUUAUAAUUUGUUUGAAAUAUUUUUAU